Gongylonema pulchrum is the source of this 333-nucleotide messenger RNA. The record is from the annotation of a GenBank genome assembly. NCBI's taxonomy places the organism in Eukaryota, Metazoa, Nematoda, Chromadorea, Rhabditida, Gongylonematidae.
AUGCAGUCGCUUAUAGUCGUUCGCCCUCCAUCACUGCCAUCUUCGAGUGGCAUUAUCAUGCAUAGUGUAGCUGAAGAACUGUGUCUUGUGUGUGGCGAUAAAGCAUCUGGUUAUCAUUACAAUGCUCUGACCUGCGAAGGAUGCAAAGGUUUCUUCCGUCGAUCGGUGACUCGGAAGGCAGUUUAUCAUUGCAAAUAUGGUGAAUCAUGCGAUAUCGAUAUGUACAUGCGGCGCAAGUGUCAACACUGCCGUUUGAAGAAAUGCAUGGAAAUUGGAAUGAGACCUGAACGUGAGAAUUUCUCGCUUUUUAAUAUAUGUGUAUUUGCGCGCUGA